Messenger RNA from Penicillium brevicompactum, 2586 nucleotides. Its product is annotated as condensin subunit BRN1. Gene Ontology annotation, molecular function: chromatin binding. Gene Ontology annotation, biological process: mitotic chromosome condensation. The record is from RefSeq and is a predicted model, not a curated record. NCBI's taxonomy places the organism in Eukaryota, Fungi, Ascomycota, Eurotiomycetes, Eurotiales, Aspergillaceae. The transcript has 4 exons. Gene Ontology annotation, cellular component: condensin complex. The coding region runs from base 1 to 2586 and encodes 861 amino acids.
AUGCCCCGCGUCUCGAAUAAGGUGCACCGCCGGUCAAACGGCAAUUCGACCCCCCAUAAGAACUCCCCAGUCAAAAUCCCCCUCAACGAUGAUGAAGGAGAAAAGGCAGCGCGCAUGGAGGCCCGCCAAGCGCUCCAUGAUCGUCAAAUGAGCCAGAUCAAAGCUGCCGUCAAAACACCUAUGCCCCCCCCGCCGAUUCACUACAUACGACCUCCCGCGACUCCUCGAGGCUCGGGCCACCGUGGCCGUGUCAGCGAUGUGAAUGGCCGCGCGGUGACACCAAUGAAGCGCGUGCCCAUUCUGGCAAAUUUCGAAGAGUGGAUGAAGAUGGCUACUGAUAACAAGAUCAAUGCGAACAACUCCUGGAACUUUGCGCUCAUUGAUUACUUCCACGAUAUGUCUCUGCUGAAGGAAGGCGACGGUGUGAAUUUCCAGAAGGCUAGUUGUACCCUUGACGGUUGCGUGAAGAUCUACACAAGUCGUGUGGACAGUGUCGCAACAGAGACUGGCAAACUUUUGAGUGGUCUGGCCGAUAGCCGCGACAAAAGAGGGCGUGGCGAAGAGGAUGUAGAAGACGGGGAAGAAGAUGAAGAAGGCGAAGAUGGUCAGCCUCGCAAGUCGCGCAAGAAGACUCGUUCCCACGAAUCCACCCUCGCCCCAUCAUUUGCGUCACUCCAACUCAAGAAGUUCGAGCUCGAAUUUGCUGUCGACCCGCUGUUCAAGAAGGCAUCGGCAGACUUCGACGAGGGAGGUGCUAAGGGAUUGCUCCUGAAUCAUCUCGCCAUAGAUGGCCAUGGAAGAAUUGUGUUUGAUAGCAGCGACGAUGCUGUGGAUGAUAGUGCCAAGACAGCCGAGGAUGACCGUCAAGAUUCCGCAGAGCCCGACCAGGAAACCGAAGACAAAUCGAAACCAGCCCAGCAGCCCGCAAGUGACACUUUUGAAGAUAACAAGGAAAUUGACAUCGGUUCUCUUGCAAGCCAGUUCUUCCCGGAUCUGGAUCGUCUAGGCGAACAAGACAUCUGCCCCUCCCUGAAGAACCUCGACCUGGGUGAUCCCAGUGGAUCGUUGGAUAUUCCGCUCCUCAAAGCGCCCGAGGACUGGCGACAAGACAAGAUGGAUGAAGAAGGACGAGCACCCGAUGAUCCAUCUGGAAUCAUGCUGGAUGACGACAAUGCAGUCGGGUUUGACGAUGAUGACGGCACCUUGGCCGGCUUCGACCUCAGUGGUGACACUGGAUUUGGUGACGGAGGUGAGGCAUGGGCCCGAGAAGCAGCCCUAGAGCCGAUGUUGAAUGUUCAUCGUGUUGCCCACGCUGGAGACAACGAAGGAGAAGGCGAAGAGGACGAUGAAGAUCCAUAUGCCAUCUCGAUGUCUCAUCAGCCUAACAAUCAGGAUCAUGAGAACAUCCUCAGCUAUUUCGAUAAUGCGCUACAGAAGAAUUGGGCAGGCCCGGAGCACUGGAAGAUUCGGCGAAUCAAAGACCACGCAACAGCCGCUACUGCAGCCCCUAAACCGCGCAAAGAGAAGGAGCCCUUCGAAAUUGAUUUUGCGGCACCUCUUGAUCCAGCUGUGGCAGAGUUGAUCUACACCCCUGCUAGCUCAAACUCGGCCGUUUCAUUGCCGAAGACACAAUGGAAGACAAAGGGGCGCAAUCUCCUCCCCGACGACAAGCACUUUAACUCUCGCAACCUCCUCACUCUUUUCCUUAAACCCAAAGCCAAGCUAGGCUCAAAGAAAGUACUAGGCAAGCGCCGACGCCCGGAUCUAACAUCCGGCAACGGUGACAUGGAUGAGGCAUUCUGGGCUAAUCACAAGCCGGAAGAGAAUGCUGGCGAGGAAGGCGCCGCUGGUGCGUACGAUGCUAACUUCUUCGCCGAUGACGACGGUCUUGCUUUCCCCAAUGGCAUUGAUCUCGACGACGAUGACGACAAUCUGCCAUUUGCGGAUGCUCGGGAGAUGCUGUCCCCAGCGCCAGACGGCGGUGCAGGCGCAUCCUCCGGCGAACCAGGUGGCCAAACUGGCCUAAGUGCGCUCUUGAACAUGGUCGGCGCCACACCCAGCAAGGGUGGUUACGGCUCACAGCUGGUCACUCAAGGUGGUCGUCGGGCAAGACCCGACUAUGUGGCAUACGCGCGUGUCGCGAAGAAGGUAGACGUUCGACGUCUCAAGACCGAAAUGUGGAAGGGUAUGGGCGAGCGCUUGGUUGACGCCGUUGACUUCGCUUCAGCUUCACAGCCUGGUGCUGUAUCUAGCGAAGCACCGUCAGAACCAGAGCCUGAAAGUGAGGCAGAUGCCCCUGCCCCCCUCACACCGAAGGCCAACAGUCCACAACAACCUGUCGACACCAAGGAUCCUGGUCGACUAAGAUUCACGCACAUCAUGAACUCACUCAAGGCUGUAUAUCCAGCCGAGACAUUGCGAGAUAUCAGUACCUCGUUCGGUUUCAUUUGUCUACUUCAUCUCGCCAACGAGCAGGGUCUUGUCCUUGAGAGUGAUCUCAGCAAGGUCGGCGCUGAUGCGGCUACCCUGGAAGAGAUCUUUGUUUCCAGGGAUGUCCACGCUAUCCUUGAAGAUGGUGGGAUGUAA